AUGGCCCCCAAAUGUGAGUCUCUGCUCCCACCUCAGAAGAAGAAAUCAAGAUUGCCUACUGCUCCCAGACCAGAGGACACCUCAGGCUCUCAGGGAUUGCUGAUAAAGAAAGGAAAAGAACAGCAAGAAGCAAUUGAACAUAUUGAUGAAGUACAAAAUGAAAUAGACAGACUUAAUGAACAAGACAGUGAGGAGAUUUUGAAAGUAGAACAGAAAUAUAACAAACUCCACCAACCAUUUUUUCAGAAGAGGUCAGACUUGAUCUCCAAAAUCCCACAUUUGAGAGUAACAACAUUCGUCAACCAUCCACAAGUGUCCACGCUGCUUGGGGAGGAGGAUGAAGAGGCGCUGCAUUAUUUGACCAGAGUUGAAGUGACAGAAUUUGAAGAUACUAAAUCAGGUUACGGAAUAGAUUUUUAUUUUGAUGAAAACCCUUACUUUGAAAAUAAAGUUCUCUCCAAAGAAUUUCAUCUGAAUGAGAGUGGUGAUCCAUCUUCAAAGUCCACUGAAACCAAAUGGAAAUCUGGAAAGGAUUUGACGAAAUGUUCCAGUCAAACACAGAAUAAAGCCAGCAGGAAGAGGCAACAUGAGGAACCAGAGAGCUUCUGUACCUGGUUUACUGACCAUUCUGAUGCAGGUGCAGAUGGAUUAGGAGAGGCCAUCAAAGAUGACAUUUGGCCAAAUCCAUUACAGUACUACUUGGUUCCUGAUAUAGAUGAUGAAGGAGAAGGAGAAGAAGAAGAAGAUGAUGAUGAUGAUGAUGAAGGUUUGGAAGAUAUUGAUGAAGAAUGUGAUGAGGAUGAAGGUGAAGAAGAUGAAGAUGAUGAUGAGGGGGAGGAAGGAGGAGGAUGA
Molecule: messenger RNA, 852 nt
Organism: Nycticebus coucang (slow loris)
Lineage: Eukaryota; Metazoa; Chordata; Mammalia; Primates; Lorisidae
Product: protein SET-like
Exons: 1
Coding region: 1-852 (283 amino acids)
Biological process (GO): nucleosome assembly
Cellular component (GO): chromatin; nucleus
Molecular function (GO): histone binding; chromatin binding
Source: RefSeq, a predicted model, not a curated record